Molecule: messenger RNA, 4987 nt
Organism: Hyla sarda
Lineage: Eukaryota; Metazoa; Chordata; Amphibia; Anura; Hylidae
Gene: FUT9
Product: fucosyltransferase 9
Exons: 3
Coding region: 305-1384 (359 amino acids)
Cellular component (GO): membrane
Molecular function (GO): alpha-(1->3)-fucosyltransferase activity
Source: RefSeq, a predicted model, not a curated record
CCGUCCUGUCUGCUCGGUUCAGUCCUGGCUGCAGCCUCUCGGUUUCUGGAUGAGGGAGAGAUGGAGGCAGCACCGACCUCAGGGAGCUGGGAGCCCGCGGAUGCCGUGCAGAGCCUGUAGAAGGAGACAGCUGGCAUCGACAAAGAAACACUACAGGCUCAAAUGAGUUUUGAUUUUGACAUAUCAAAAAUGUCUAGCAGUUCUGGAAGCUUACGAGACCAAACAACCUGAGUCUUUUUUUAAACUUGUUGAACUUCUUUAAACAGAUGACUCAGAAGUAAGGACAAAAAGUGAAGGGCAAAUUAUGACAUCAACAUCUAAAGGCAUCUUCCGACCAUUUUUAGUUGUCUGCAUUGUGUUGAUUUGCUUCACAGUAUGUUUACUGAUAUAUGUCAAACCAAACAACAACUGGAUCUCCAGUCCCAUAGAAUCGGCUAAUUCUGUGCUCAAAAUGAAGAAUUUUUUCUCCUCUAAAAAGGAUUAUUAUAAUGAUACUAUCAUUCUUAUUUGGGUGUGGCCCUUUGGGCAAACAUUCGAAUUGCAGUCCUGCGAGCAGCUUUUUAAUAUACAUGGGUGCCAUUUGACUACUGAUCGUGCUCUCUACAACAAAUCCAAUGCAGUGCUCAUACAUCACAGAGAUAUCAGCUGGGAUCUCACCAAUCUACCAGUCCAAACCAGACCACCCUUCCAGAAAUGGAUUUGGAUGAAUCUCGAAUCUCCAACUCACACUCCCCAAAAAAGUGGCAUUGAGCAUUUAUUUAACCUCACAUUGACCUAUAGACGUGACUCAGACAUUCAAGUGCCUUAUGGCUUUAUGGUCGUAAGCACAAAACCCUUUGAAUUUGAAGUGCCAAGCAAAGAUAAGUUUGUCUGUUGGGUUGUCAGUAACUGGAACCCUGAUCACGUCAGAGUAAAGUACUACAAUGAACUCACUAAAUACAUUGAAAUUCUAACCUAUGGCCAGGCAUUUGGUGAAUACUUGAAUGAUAAAAGCUUGAUUCCAACUAUCUCCACGUGUAAAUUUUAUUUGUCCUUUGAGAAUUCUAUCCAUAAAGAUUAUAUAACCGAGAAACUUUACAAUGCACUACUGGCUGGAUCUGUGCCCAUUGUGCUGGGACCUCCGAGGGAAAACUAUGAGAACUACAUACCAGCAGAUUCUUUUAUUCAUGUUGAAGAUUUUCUCUCUCCAAAAGAGUUGGCAGAUUAUCUGUUAAUGCUGAACAAAGAUACUGAGCGGUACCUGGCAUACUUUAACUGGAGGAAAUACUACACCGUGAACUUGUCCCAUUUCUGGGAAUCUCAUGCUUGCCUAGCAUGUGACCAUGUUAAAAGACAUCAGGAGUACAAAUCUGUCAGUAAUUUGGAGAAGUGGUUUUGGAACUAAGCCUCCCCUUUCAUGUUUGAGCACUUUCUGGGAAGACAUUACAGCAGUUACUUGCAUCAAGAUGAGAAUUUAGUGCUUUGUCUCACCGUUUACUGCUCUGUUGAAUGCAUAAUUUAACAUAAACUUUGUCAGACAUGAAAACAUCUUUCCCGCAUCGGAAUCAUCAUUCACUCACACUCUACAUGUAGCAGCCGUUUCUGUGCAUUAACCAUUUUUUUUACACAGCUCCUUUUUAAAGAAUCUCCAUAUUGCUGGAUGUAGCAGAUUGGGAUCCCCAUCGUUUCCAUGUGAUUGUCAAAACAUCAAGCUAGAGGUUACAUCGGCAGAUAUCAUAUACAGUGAUAUUUUAUAAUUGUAUUUGUCUAUUCAUGAGAUGGAAGAUCGAAAAUAUGUAAGGGGGAGAAAGCAGAAACAUGUAACUGUACUCUUUCUUGACAGGUUUUUUUUUUUUUUUCCAUUUCGUUGAAAUGCAGUUUUCACAUCCGAUAAGUCAUGUUAACUUAGCAUCAGCUGAGCCUGCAAGUAACACUUUUAAGCCAUUUCUCACCCUAGAAACAAUCUCACAAUGUGGCUCUGUGUUUAGAAGUCUCACUUUUACGAUCAUAUUGAUCAGACGUGACCCUAUGUAUGUUGUAGACUCACGCUACUUUCAAUAUUUUUUUUAAAUGAAGAAUGAUCUUUAUUUUCCUACAGGUAACUAAGAACAUCAUCAUCCUUAUAUGUUGUAAUUGUGAGAAAAAGAAGCAUCUUCUUUGGCUACUUAAGGUGUUUACUAACUGUGGCCACUAACUGGUCAUAAUGGCUCUAACGAAGACAGUGCUUACUCUGGAUGCCUAGUAGGAUUUAAGAAAUACAUUGCCUUUAUGGCAGCUUAUUUUUUGUAUAGUUGACUAAUACUGAGUGAAAUGAUCUACAAGUGUCUACAUUGGAGUAUUAUAUAGUAUGGAUCAGUAUAGAUUUCAGCACAAGUCCUGCACUGAAUAAUGGUGAAUAGCAGAUACAGAAUAUUUCUUCCAGUUCGUUAUUGGGAAAAUGUGAUAUUCAUGAUUUUUUAUUGAAUUAAAAAUACUAUUCUAUAUGAAAGAUGAUCACAAAAUAUAGAGACCUUAAACACUGAUGUAUGGUCUAUUUAAACCAAUUCCAUUGUAUGAAAUCAAUAAUUAUAUUUUCAGGUAACAGUAAGGCUCAUUUACAGAAGCACAGAAUAAAUACUGACCCUGAUUUACUAAAGUCCAACCAACUUUUAUUCUCGGUUUAUGCGCCUAAAUUUUUGUCGCACCAUCCGUGCGAGUACUUCUGUGCCCAAAUUUUACACCGCACAACCUACACUUUUGAAAACACUCGGAGUGGUUUUUUUAUUACAAGAAAAUGGGCGUGGUUAACAAAAAAUGGGCGUGUUCCCGACAAAAAGCAGAAAUUACUUGGAGUUCUUCCAAAAUCACUCCUGAAAAAGCGUGAGUUUGGCUCACAGAAUAACCAACAGCCAAGAGGACUACCAAAAGCGAGGGAUUUUAGCAAAGGCACAGCUUAACAUGGUGGGGAGUGCUUAAACUAUUUUCUUUUUUUUCAUUAUUUUUCAGUUCUACACAAGGAUUUUUAGAAUAUGCAAUGCAUUUUAAACUUUAAAAUAUGCCUUUAAUUAUAUAUAUAUAUUUUUUUUUUUUGUGAGGGGUGGGUGCUUUUAAACUCCAAUAUUAGAUGGUCUGAGUUCAUUUAAUUUUUUUAUGUUCUAUUUUGUUGCUUAAUUCCCGUUAAAUCUUGUGUUAUGCUUGAUUGGUUUGGCACAUGCUAUUGAUGAUUAGUAUUCUAUACCCAUGUUUUUUUGUUUUUUUCUUUUAACUCGGAGUAUGUGCGACACAUUUUCCCGUGCGACACAAAAAAAAACAUGCAACAGAAAAUGAAAUGACACAUGCGACACAUUAGUAAAUCAGCUGCCAGAAAAAGAGGAGUGAAAUCUAAAACACUCCCAAAAAAAAAAAGCACUCGGAUUUUAGUAAAUCAGGGCCACUGUUCUACAUGGCCACAACUCAUUUUCCACUGAUGUGCAUGUUUAUAUCUGCAGAGAUUUGCAGCAUUAUCCAUGAUCAGGAUAACAUAGGUGGUUUCUUCCAUAAACAGCGCCACACCUAUCCUCAGGUUGUGUGCAGUAUUACAACUCGGCUCACUUCAUUGGUACAGAACUGCAAUACUACACUCAAACAUAGAACAAGUGUGUCACUGUUUUAUGAAGAUAGCAGCUAUGUCUUUUUCUCUUCGAUAACCCUAUUAAAGACAAUCUGUCAUGGAGGUGUUUGCUGCAAUAAUUGUGACUUCAAGCACCUAUUUUGCCAAAUUUGAUGUAGUCGAGUCCUAUUAACUAGAGAAGGGCUCAUGCACAGAACUUGCUGGGCAUCAUACAGUUGCCUUGGCACCUCAACCUUCAAGGGUGUGCUGGGUUUCUUCACGCAAAACAGGCAGGAGAGCAAUUCUGGAGAUAUGCUCCUGCUAUCAAUGACCCACCAAUAUUUUAAUGCUGUGUGCAAUUGAUGGCACCAUUGCUUUGGCAACAGUGCUUGAUGAUGCCAGUCAACCCUGCUGUGCAAAUACAAUAGCAAUAUUAAAGUACUCCUAUGAUAUGCAUAUAGGGUGCCAAUAUUAUGCCUCUGUUCUCAGUGGGCGCACAAGCUUUCAAGUCACCUUUCCGUGACAUAUUCUCUUUGAAAAAUAUAAAUCCACUUAGGGUGCGUUCACAUGUAUGGGAUCUGCAGCUGAUUUUGCUACUUAUUGACUUCAGUAUGCAGUAGAUCCUGUAUAUGUGAACGUACCCUCAGGGUGCAUCCACACAUGCCUAUUUUUGCUGCAGAUUUGCUGCCCAAUGGGCCCCCUAAGAAAGUAUUUAUAUCUUCAUGUAUACUAUGAAUAGAUGACCUCAGCACUACUGUGACUGAUAUCUACUCCCUUCAGGAUACUACCAGACCAUUGAUGGCAGCAAAACUGACUAGUGGUGCUCUCUGACAUGCAUGUAGUCCAAUAACAUAAUGUUCUUUAAAAAUAGAAGGUCAGGGCACUCACCAACGUCAGGUUUUAAAACUUCUUUAUUUCAAGCUGUUUUAUACAGCUUGAAAUAAAGUAGUUUAAAGACCUGACAUUGGUGAGUGCCCUGACCUGUUUUUAGGGAAUAUUUAUUAUACAUUCAUUAUGCCAACCAUCCCACUAUAAGUACAAUAUAAUAGCCAUAGUUCUGUUUAGGGUUUACUUGUCACAUGCAGCUUAUUAUCCAUUUAUAUAAUAACUAGGAUUGCUUACAUGUCCCAUGAUUGACUUAAAGGGGAACUCCGGUGGAACACUUAUUUUUUUUUUUUCAACUGAUGCCAGAAAGUUAAACAGAUUUGUAAAUUACUUCUAUUAAAAAAUCUUAAUCUUCCAGUACUUAUGAGCUGAUGUAUACUACAGAGGAAAUUCAUUUCUUUUUGUAUUUCUUUUCUGUCUGACCACAGUGCUCUCUGCUGACACCUCUGUCCAUUUUAGGACCUGUCCGGAGCAGCAUAUGUUUGCUAUGGGGAUUUUCUCCUGCUCUGGACAGUUCCUGACAUGGACAGAGGUGUCAGCAGAGAGCACUGUGGU